Molecule: messenger RNA, 5056 nt
Organism: Engraulis encrasicolus (European anchovy)
Lineage: Eukaryota; Metazoa; Chordata; Actinopteri; Clupeiformes; Engraulidae
Gene: mark2a
Product: MAP/microtubule affinity-regulating kinase 2a
Exons: 18
Coding region: 1147-3411 (754 amino acids)
Biological process (GO): microtubule cytoskeleton organization; intracellular signal transduction; protein phosphorylation
Cellular component (GO): cytoplasm
Molecular function (GO): tau-protein kinase activity; protein serine/threonine kinase activity; ATP binding
Source: RefSeq, a predicted model, not a curated record
AGAGGCCUCUCGUUCGUAGGACUGCGCAGAAAGCUGACAAGACAAGCGACGCACAACGCACAACCCUGUAUCAACUGUCAGACGGUGGCGGCGUACGGGCGCUGCACCAACUCUUGCCCGCGCCUAGAGCCUCUUCUUCAAAUCGGGAUACAUAUCACCGUGGAUCACGGGCGUGAAAUCAGACGUUUAAAUAUCGAAUGAACGUGGAAUACUGUGAAUUAGCGCAAUCCUAAACAUACCAAACGGUAAACAAUAGCGUAUCUUGUGAUCAUCGUUUCGGAGUUGGUGAACGAAUCACAAUCUCAGCUAACGUUGGACUGUGUAGGUCUCCGUUUUAUGUCAUCGUUCUUGCAGUUAAACUUGCAUACGCAGAAGAACUGCAAGACUUUGCUUCGAAAAAGCACAAGUGGCUGCUUGAUUGGGAUACAUUUAAGGUAUUGUUUUCGGAUAGCACCAUCGAUGGCAGGCGAACCACUGUCGCUACCUGUAUGUUAAGGUAUUUUCUGUGCAUCAGUUGUGCUAGGUCGAGUGGCGCUUUUGAUUUUUUAUUUUUAUUUAUUUUUUUACAUUUGUUUGUAACAUCAUAAUACGUUUUCUUGUUGUACAUCCAAGGAAGUCACCGUUUUACCUUCUUACCUGGCCCGAGUUAGAGACCCCGGGCUCGAUUUGCAUUUGGACUUGUGGGAACAGGCUUUGCUGUCGUCUGCGCUUAGAUUUUGCAGUGACAAUCUGCAUUGCAUCGGCGGUGGUGUCGCAGAAUUCGAACCCUCUUCUCUUUUCAUUUUAUCAGAGAGAAGGGGCUUCUUUGAAAACCACAUAAGACUUGUUAACCAGUGAAGCAACUUCCAGGACAUACAUUUUUUUAGAACUACGCUUGAAUUUUCAAGUUUGUGGCGUGAGCUUAAACUUAUUAGCCACCUAGCUUGCAAGCCAUGACUUUUCCCACUGACGGUUGAAAACUUCAGCCACACCGCUAGCAACAGCUAGCAAAAUCGACACGUAUCCUGGGAUUUCAAAUGAGCCUCAGCACCUUUUAAUUCCUGGAAGAAAAUUCUGUCUUCUAUAAACGACUGGACACCGAUGCCCAAUGUAUAUUAAGGUUUGAACGGAUUUUUGAGCCCAUUCCUCUCUCGAGAAACUCUGAAAAUGUCAACGCGGACGCCAUUGUUGCCAGCCAAUGACUACUCGGCCAGCCAUCAGUCCCACGGGGACUCUAAGGGCAGCUCCAACUCGUCUCGGAACAGGAAGUCCAUGUCGACUCCGCAGGAUCUGCAGGACCUGCCCCAUGUCGGCCAGUACCGCCUCAUCAAGACCAUCGGCAAGGGCAACUUCGCCAAGGUCAAGCUGGCCCGACACGAACCCACAGGCAAAGAGGUGGCUGUGAAGAUCAUAGAUAAGACACAACUCAACUCCUCGAGCCUGCAAAAGCUUUUCCGAGAGGUUCGGAUCAUGAAGCAGCUGAACCACCCCAACAUCGUGAAGUUAUUCGAGGUGAUUGAGACCGAGAGGACCCUGUACCUCAUCAUGGAGUACGCCAGCGGGGGUGAAGUGUUUGAUUACCUUGUCGCCCAUGGAAGAAUGAAAGAAAAAGAAGCCCGUGCCAAGUUCCGACAGAUUGUCUCAGCUGUGCAGUACUGCCACCAGAAGUGCAUCGUGCACAGAGAUCUGAAGGCGGAGAACCUUCUCCUGGACGCCGACAUGAAUAUCAAGAUAGCUGACUUCGGCUUCAGCAACAAGUUCACGCUGGGCAGCAAGCUGGACACCUUCUGCGGGUCGCCGCCCUACGCCGCGCCGGAGCUCUUCCAGGGCAAGAAGUACGACGGGCCCGAGGUGGACGUCUGGAGCCUGGGGGUCAUACUCUACACGCUCGUCAGCGGCUCACUACCCUUUGACGGGCAGAACCUGAAGGAGCUGCGUGAGCGUGUUCUGCGGGGGAAGUACCGCAUCCCGUUCUACAUGUCCACCGACUGCGAGAACCUCCUCAAGAAGUUCCUCAUUCUCAACCCGACCAAACGAGGCAGCUUGGAGCAGAUCAUGAAGGACCGUUGGAUGAAUGUGGGUCACGAUGAGGACGAGUUGAAGCCCUAUGUGGAGCCCCAGCCCGACUAUAAAGACCCCAAGAGGACAGACCUGAUGCUAAAGAUGGGAUACUCACACGAGAAAAUUGAGGACUCCCUCGUCCAGCAGAAGUACAAUGACGUCAUGGCCACAUACCUACUACUGGGCUUCAGGACACCAGAGGAGGAGCUCAUCCCGCUGAAGUCCAUUGAAGGGCUGAACCUCAACAGCAGUAAUGCUGCCCAGUCCCCCUCGCACAAGAUGGUGCGCAGCUCCUCCACACGACCCAACGCCCGCCGCUCAGAGAAAGGCUCCUCGUCCUCCCCGCGCCACAUCCAGGGCGACGGAAAGCACAACAGCAGCGAGGAUCAUGGGAGAAAGACCAGCAGUGGCUCCUCCAAGGUGCCUCCCAGCCCUCUCACCACCGCCGAGCGCCGGAAAACCCCCACGCCCUCCUCCAACAGCAUCUCUACUGGUACGAGUCGCAAUGCCAGCUCUCCCCACACCAACAGAGCCACUCUGGGUAUCCAUAAUGGCAAGGACGGUAGCACCACCCCCCAGAGGCUUUCGGUGGCGUCUCCCUCGGCCCAAAACAUCCACAGCAGCUCCUCGGCCAUGGACAGCGCCAACUUCAACCGGGGGGUGAACACCCGCAGCACUUUCCACGCCGGCCAGAAGAGGGCGACGCGCGACCAGUUCCCGGCAGCCUACAGCACGGCGCAAGGCUCGCCCUCUCUCAUGCAGGGCAACAACCAGCCGCACGGGGGGCGGCCUGCCAACGCCGGACUCUUCAGCAAGUUCACCAACAAGUUUGUGCGCAGAAAUCUCUCGUUCAGGUUCGCCAGAAGGAACCCCUAUGAGGGCCAGGGCCAAGAUGAGGCCUGCAGGCCCAUGCUUAGCACGGCGGACAAGAUCGAGAAGGGCGGCACGCUGGGCUCGGGCGACGAGAACCACCACCAGCGCGACUCGCUGCAGCGCUCCCCAGGCGGCACCAUGGUCAGCGGCGUGGCGUCACCGGGACAACCCGGCCUCAACGCCGGCCCCCGGGACAAGCCGCGCUCGCUGCGCUUCACCUGGAACAUGAAGACCACGUCGUCCAUGGAGCCGGCGGAGAUGAUGAAGGAGAUCCGCAAGGUGCUGGACGCCAACAACUGCGAAUACGAGUCGCGCGAGUGCUUCCUGCUGCAGUGCAUCUCCGGCAACCCGCUGCGCGAGGACUUCGUCCAGUGGGAGAUGGAGGUGUGCAAGCUGCCGCGCCUCUCGCUCAACGGCGUGCGCUUCAAGCGCGUUGCGGGGACCUCGGUCGCCUUCAAGCGCAUCUACUCCAAGAUCGCCAACGAGCUGAAGCUGUGAGAAGGAGGAGGAGGAGGAGGAGUGGGGUUGAGUUGGGGGGGAAGAGACACACAAUCUACCCCAAGAUUGCCAACGAGCUGAAGCUGUGAGGAGGUGAAGCAGGAGGAGGAGGAGGAGGAGGAGGAGGAGCAGGAGGAGAAUUGCCAGAGGAGUGGCGUUGAUGGGGUGGGGGAGGAAGAAACACACACAUGCAUACACACACAUUAGUUUUCUCAGAAAACUUAGUAAGGACAUGGGGGAAAGAAGAGAAUGCAGAAGGUGAGGCAGGUGGAACUUUGUUGUGAUAUUGUCAUCAUCAUAAUCAUCAUCAUCAGCUGCUGCUGCCCCAGUAGCAGCAGGAGGUGUCUGUGAAAGCAGUGCACUGCACUGAAGGUGGACAAUGACCUGGAAAGACAUUGCUGGAAAGAGGAUGUUCAUGUGUGUUUGUAUAGAUAUUUGAAAAUGAUCGCUAUAUUUUAUUUUGGGCGGAGGUGUCCAUUUCUCUCCUUUUUUGUUGUUCUCUCUCUCUCUCUCUCUCUCUCUCUCUCUCUCUCUCUCUCUCUCUCUCUCUCUCUCUCUCUCUCUCUCUCUCUCUCCGGUUUGGGUUAGCUGUCAACCCCUGUCUGUUCCUGUUGGGUUUCACUGGUCAGUUGUUUUUUAAUUUCAGUUUUGUUUCAAUAUUUUUUUCACUGGACUUCACCGUGAUUCUCUAUUUAGAGAAGAGGAAAAACAUUGCUGAUUUUUUUCCCCAUUGUUAUUAUGUCCUUAAAGAUACAUCCUAACAGGAACUCAAGUCCCAAAAAAGUGCUGUCUAGUAUUUCUUUUGUAAAAAAAAAAAAAAAGACAGAAGAAAAAUAAACCAAUGUAUCACAUGUGCUGCCAUUCAUUCACCUGGACCUUUUUGCAUAUCCUCUCCAUGACCUGCCCAGUGGAGGUACAGUGGUGGGUAGGAAGUGCUGUGUAAACUCGAGAACCUCCUGGUCUCGAUCACGUCUGCAAGUGAGUAAGGAAGCGUCUGUCUUGUCUUUAGUGCCGAGUCUGCAUAUUGACACCUUGAAUGUAGACGCCCCUGUCAUGGUGGACAACAGCAGGGACAGACAGCUGAACUGUCUCUCACAGAGCCCUUUUUUUGAACACACACACACACAGAACAACAAAAUGACUUUGCAUACACAUAUCACGCUGGUCGCUGGUUCCUCAUCCAGCCCACUGUUGGUGUGCUAUUAUCGCUGAUCCUCUUCGCUGAUUGGUAGAGGAGACUCUUAUUGUUUGUCUUUGCCUCACCCGUCCCCAGUGGCACCUUGGAGAAACAUGAGACUAUAUGAAACAUACCACUCCGUUCACAUCCGGACUCAGUCUAUCACAAACCAAACAAGUAUGUUAAGUUGCAUUUUGUCCUCACUGUCUUUAUUUCAUUUGAUUUUUUUAGUCUCUCUCUAUCUCUCUGUACUCUUUUUUUCCAACAGCAGGGGUCAUAUAUCAGAGAUUCUAAUCAAGGGCCAAUCGAUUAAUUAUUGUUGAACUGUAAUGUAAUUACGAGUUGCUGGGUGGAGUUUAUGUGCUGCACUGGAGUGUGAGUUUCGUUGCCUUUCUCUGGAGAAAAUAAUGAUAAUGAUUAUUAUCAUUACUAUUAAUAAUAUUAUAUGAAUAAAUACGUUUGAAUGAG